Molecule: messenger RNA, 2011 nt
Organism: Seminavis robusta
Lineage: Eukaryota; Bacillariophyta; Bacillariophyceae; Naviculales; Naviculaceae
Source: the annotation of a GenBank genome assembly
GUCGCGAAGGUGCUGGGUUUCUCGGCUGUAGUUUUUCUUGCAUGUUGGAGCGGUCUGCAGAGUGAGAGAACCAAAGAGACAGCAGAGACAACAAAGACUGCCAAGCCGUAGCCAAGCACACCAAGAUAAGGCAACAACUACAGUUGAUAGCUGAUAGCUGAUAGAGUAACUGUACCUGGUAAGUAUGUCUACUACUAGCGGAGGUGGUAGCACGGGUGGAACCAGCGGAAGCGACGAAGAGGUAGAAGAAGCCACGGGUAGAACUGGUAGUAGUUCUACAGGUAGUUCCUGUACAUUUAGUACGGAUGGUCCAGGCAGGCAAGAGCACCUACAUGAAUAUGCAGUAGACAAUUGUAAGGGCACCUCGGGAUCCGCUUCUGCCAGGACAACGAGUACUGCUAGUACCUGUACUACGAGUACUACGACUACCACUGGUCUGGGUGGAGGCGUCCUUUGGUCGUCAGAUGAAACUGGCACCAUCAGUGCAAGCACAUCGCCUUUCUCCUUAUCCUUAAGUUUGUCCAGGACUUCCUCUGCCCAAGAUCAAGAUCAAGAUCAAGACAGCGCCAAUGACAGUGGCAAUGACAAUGACAAUGACAGUGGCAAUGACAAUCCUGUACAAGUACAUGUAGUACCAGUGCCACCAAGCAGCACUACCAGUACUAGUAGCAAGCACAAGAGACCAGAGCUUGAAUCUACAUCCAGCUUGAUAGAACCAGAAGAGACACAAGAGAAACCUCCCAAGAAAUCCAAGCCAGACACGUCUACCACUUCCACUGCCAAUAGGAUUGAACAGGAACAGGAACAGGAACAGGAACAGGAACAGGAGCAGGAGCAGGAACAUGACACCAACACUACAUACUCUGACAACACUGGUAACAACAGUAAGGACAAGAAAGAAGACCACUCCCUGCUCAACGACAUGCAGCGAAGAAUGAGAAAUGCUAGAGAAAAACGCAGGAGUGGAAAGAUUUGUGAUCAGUUUGAUCUCAUCAGAGACACCAUGGUUGCCGCUGGGGUCAUUGUACCCAAAGGAACCAAAGGUACCAUUCUAGCUGCUGCCAGAGAAUACAUUGCUCUGCUGCAAGAACAGCACCGAAGGAUAUUGCUUGACAACUGCAUGUUGGUUAACCAAGUGCAAAGGAUUGGAGAUGGAGCCCUCGGCGCAUCGGCUUCAGCGGCCGUACGACAGGUGGCUGCCAAGAAUGGCAUUGCCACCAUGAUAUGGCCCAACGGUGACAAACCGGAUUCCAACAAUGCCGGUAGUCAAGCUGCUGCUGCACCAUCGACAGCUUCAGCUUCAGCUUCAGCGGCACAAACACAGUCACAGACACAAACAACAGCAACCAUUGCCAACGCGGUCACAGACUACUCGGCUGCUUUUCAAAAAUGCCCCGUCGCCAUGGGAAUUGCCACGCUCGGGGGAUCCUUCAUGGAUUGCAAUGAUCAGUUCUGCCAAAUCACAAAAUCCACAAAGGAACAAGUCACCAAGAAAACUAUAUUUUCACUCAUUGCCAAACAAGACCUUCACAAUGCAUUUGAUCAGAUUAGUCAUUGGCUCAAUGAUACCGGUGCUGCUGCUACGGCGGUGGCCACAAACACGGCAUGCCCCAGCAACGCACCUGCCACAAAAGCGCCCAUCGUCCUGCUCAGUAAUCUGGUGGCUCCCACUUCUGCCGCAGGCACAGUCAGUCCAAACAAUGGUGGAGCCAUCAUUGAAGCGCAACAGUUCAUUCGAGUCUGCCUGACACCCAUUCGAGAUCAACAGCAUCAGCAGCAGCAACAGCAACAAAGCUCUGCUGGGGGCAACGAAAACAGCAAUCCUCUGCCCACGCUGAGGUAUCUGUGUGUCACUCUACUCCAAGACAAAAACGCAUCAACCUUCAACAAUGGUCCGUUGUUGCAGCAACCACCCCAAAUUGCAACGGUACCCUUUGAAUUGCCGAAUGCUCAAGGGACGCAAGAAAAGGCGCAGCAAGCGACCGCUUCACGAUACUUCACCGUUGGGUAA